Apiotrichum porosum is the source of this 783-nucleotide messenger RNA. RefSeq names its product Cytoplasmic glyoxalase II (gene GLO2). Bases 1 to 783 code for a protein of 260 amino acids. The record is from RefSeq and is a predicted model, not a curated record. Gene Ontology annotation, molecular function: hydroxyacylglutathione hydrolase activity. Lineage: Eukaryota; Fungi; Basidiomycota; Tremellomycetes; Trichosporonales; Trichosporonaceae. The transcript has 8 exons.
AUGCUCCUCUCAGCAACUGCUCGUGUAUCUCGAACCCUCGGAAGCCGUCUCUUCUCAUCUACUUCUCACGCCAACAUGAGGGUCAUUCCUGUCCAAGCCCGUUCUGACAACUGGAUGUAUCUCGUCGUCGACGAGGCUACGGGAACUGCAGCGGUCGUGGACCCAUGGGACGCCACCAAGAUCAACGCUGCCGCGGCCGAGCAGGGUGUCAAGGUGGGGAUUGCCAUCCAGAAGCCAACCAAUCUGGAGCUCAACCCCGGUAUCACGGCGUACGGCGGCUCUGACCAGGCUCCUGGCACAAACACCAUCGUCAAGGAUGGGGAUGCGUUCAAGCUCGGCAGCAUUGACGUCAAGUACGUGGCCCGUGACUCGAUCUGCUUCUUUGUAGAGGACAAGGCCAAGAACCAGCGCGGCGUGUUCACGGGUGACACCAUGUUCCUGGCCGGCUGUGGCCGUUUCUUUGAGGGCAACGCGGGCGAGAUGCACGCCGCUCUGAGCAAGCUCGGCACCCUGCCCGCCGACACCCUCGUGUUCAACGGUCACGAGUACACAACUGGUUCGGCCAAGUUUGGUCUUCACAUCGAGCCUACCAAUGCCGCUCUCAAGGGCCUGUUCGACCGUGCGCAGACUGACAAGUGCACCACUGGCAAGUCGACGAUCGGUGACGAGAAGUCGUGGAACGUCUUUAUGCGCCUGGACACACCCGAGGCCCAGAAGGCCACUGGAGAGACCGAGCCGCUCAAGGUCAUGUCCAAGCUGCGUGAGCUCAAGAAUGCCAUGUAG